Messenger RNA from Bombyx mandarina (wild silkworm), 2184 nucleotides. RefSeq names its product pan-ceramidase. Lineage: Eukaryota; Metazoa; Arthropoda; Insecta; Lepidoptera; Bombycidae. Gene Ontology annotation, biological process: long-chain fatty acid biosynthetic process; sphingosine biosynthetic process; ceramide catabolic process. The record is from RefSeq and is a predicted model, not a curated record. Gene Ontology annotation, molecular function: N-acylsphingosine amidohydrolase activity. Gene Ontology annotation, cellular component: extracellular region.
AUGGCAUUAUCUUUUGUGGGAAAUGUCGUGAUUACCGUGAUCGUAUUGGGCGUAAUCAGUGGCACGAGUGCUACUUUCAGUUUAAAAAACAAAGACAAUACUGAUGAUCAUGAAGAUGAACAGGCUAAACAGUUUCCGAGGUCAGAGCCAGAGGCGGAUUCGUCUUACGAAGUCGGCGUUGGCAUUGCAGAUAUGACCGGACCCUGUGUUGAAAUAACAUUUAUGGGUUACGCUGAGCUCGGACAGUCUGGCGAAGGCAUACAUUUGAGGCAGUUCUCGAGAGCCUUUAUAUUUUCGAAGGGGAAUACCAGAGUGGUACUAGUCACAGCUGAAGUGCAGGCAGUAGGCAUUGCCGUCAGGAGACAGGUGGUGAAGAAUCUGCAAGAGCGUUACGGUGACAUGUACAGCCUCCGCAACGUGAUAAUCACUGGAACGCAUACGCACAGCACCCCUGGUGGAUAUCUGGUGGAUUUCAUUCUGGACGUUAGCAUAUUAGGAUUCUCUAAGGAGACUUUUAAUGCCUACGUUGACGGAAUUACUAGGAGCAUAGUCCGCGCCCACGAAAACAUGGUACCAGCGCGUUUGGUGUUCGCUCAGACGAAAGUAAAAAACGCCCACAAGAACCGAUCUCGAUACUCAUAUAACAACAACCCUGCUGAGGAACGCGCUAGAUAUGAAACCAACACAGAUGAUUUGCUGACCCAAGUGCGGAUAGAAAAAGCUGAUGGAAGCCUCCAUGGAGUGAUGAACUGGUUCUCAGUGCACACGACUAGUAUGAACAUGACAAAUAAGCUGGUCUCCUCAGAUAACCUGGGGUAUGCCGCUCUAAGGAUGGAGAAGGAAUUGAAUCCAAGUAAUUUGCCUGGAAAGCCGGAUAUCGUGGCGGGUUUCUUCUCGUCGAGUCUGGGUGAUGUGUCGCCAAACACGCGCGGAGCUCGUUGUGAGUUCAGCAAUGAGGAAUGCGAUCAUCAGUUCCUGCUGUGCGCUGCUCAGGAGAGAUGUUUCUCGAAAGGACCCGGGGAGGAUAUGUUCGAGAGUACCAGGAUCAUUGGCACCAAAGUAUUUGAGGGAGCUAUGGAGGCACUUCGUUCUCCUGGUGAAGAGCUACGGGGCGACCUGGCGGUUGUUCAUCAGUUCGUCGAGAUGUCGCAAGAAGUGGUUCCCAAAUAUGAUCCGAUUAAGAAGACAUUUAACACGAAUGAGCCAGUACGCGGCUGCUUUCCGGCCCUGGGCUAUAGUUUCGCUUCAGGCACUAUCGAUGGAGCUAACACAUUAAAUAUUACACAGGGUACGCUACAAGGAAAUCCCCUGUUGGAUAUCGUGGGUGGAAUCGUGGCCAGACCUACUGCUGACGAUGUGGAGUGUCACGCACCUAAACCUAUACUUUUGGCUACGGGAAGAGCGAACUUCCCUAUACCUUGGCACCCUCACAUCAUCUCUCUGUCGCUGAUAUGGCUCGGAGACCUCGCUAUCGUGGGAGUGCCGGGAGAGCCCACCACCAUGUCGGGGAGGAGGAUGAAGGCAGUGGUGGGAGACGUGAUGCAGCGCCGCGGGUUCAAGCCCCGCGUUGUCAUUUCCGGACUCACUAAUGAAUAUAUUCACUAUGUUACAACCUAUGAAGAGUAUCAGGUACAAAGAUACGAAGCCGCCUCCACAAUUUACGGUCCGAACACGCUGGAUAUAAUGCUGAAUAAGUUUUCGGAGUUCACUGUUGCGGCUAUUGAGAAAGGUGACGUCCCGCCCGGGCGAGAGCCGGCUGACAAUCGUGCGCACACGCUCUCUCUGAUCCUGCCGGUUAUCGCCGACAAUCCUCCUGUGAGGAGGAGGUUCGGUGACGUCAUUGCACAACCUCCUGCUGUUGUACCAAGGGGGACCACUGUGACCGCUACUUUUGUCGGAGCAAACCCCCGUAACGACUUGAAGCAAGAAGAAAGUCACGCAGUUGUCCAGCGUCUGGAACUCGGCCGGUGGAUCGAUGUCGCCAAUGACGCUGACUGGGACACAAGAUUUUACUGGAAGCGUCUCUCCACAAUAGCUGGCACGAGCGAGGUGAGGUUCUCUUGGCGGGUUCCCGAGACUGCGCAGUCAGCCCCGCACCGCGUGGAGUACCGCGGCGCUGCGCGGAGCCUCUUCGGAAGGAUCACGCAUUUCACGGCCCAAACCGACAGCUUCUCUAUACAAUAA